AUAUUCAUGCCUCUUUUGUUGAUUGUAUUAUAAUUUAGUGAUGGAAUUAUAUUUUGUUUUUGAACUUGGAAAUCCCAAAAUUGUCAGAUUGUCUUGCAAGCGCUGACUCUUCGACUAGCGUGGUCUCCAGCGAUAUCUAGCUGGGUCACACGAGCCCUGAUUUAGGAAGUUUCCUCAUAUUUCUUUAGUAGUUUAGUUUCUAGUUAAGCGGGAGAGCAACGAGUCCUUAUUUCUGAUUCCAUGAUACGCAUUUACUUUCUAAUUUACAUCUUAUUUCGGAAGAGGUAUUGAGGAUUUUAUGAGGUUUUUGGAAAACUAAUGGUUCAAUGUGCAAAAUAUAAUAUUUAUAAUCUUACAGGGAGAUUUGGCCAUAAACUUGGCAGGAUCAUACUGCGUGUUGGGUAGAGAUGGCAAUUUGGUACAUGAAAUCAAGUUUUCAGUCUACCUCUUAUUCGGAGAGAGGAUUUUUCGAUAUAGAAAGAAAAUUCGUUUAUAGCCAUAGUGGCAUAAACAAGAAUACUCAUUCACAAUCACAACCGAAGUUCUAAAUCCACCACCAAAGCCAUCUCGGUUAUGUUCUGUCACCUUUGAUGCUGACAAGAGACCAAAAGGAUGCUUAACAUAAGUGAGAGGUUUAAGAGGUGGUGUGGGUAAUACAUAGGGCAGUUGUGGUGAAGGUAUUACAAAUGAAAAAUUAAGAAAAGAAAGUAUUACAAAGAAUAAAUAAGAAAAAAGUGGAGAAAAGAAGAAAAUAAAUAAAGAAGAUAAAAAGACUUUUUUUCAUUUAAAAAAAAAAAUUAUAAUUAAGAUUUAAAUUUAAAUAUAAAAUUACAUGAACUUCCUUCCAUAUAAUGGUUUCCUUAAAGGAAAUAGAUGAAGGGUAAACAAAUAUAUUUUUCAAACAUAAGGAGUAGGAAUUGUCCUUUCAUUGAAGUUCGGGUAGGCCUCAAUUAUUUUGACGUCCGCGUUGAAACUUCCUCGAAUUUGUGCUCUGUUUAUGAAAAUUUACUUCGAAAAUGAGCCUCAAAUUUUUGUUCAGCGCUAGUGAUUUGAUCUCUUCAUAUUUAACCUGACGAUAUUCUUGUUCGUUUCAGCGAAUGUUUGUGUCAUUUGAAACACUUGAAGUCUUGAACAAAUUGAUUUGUAGGUAGACAUUUUCAGCCCUAUUCAUGCCGUACUUUCCACACAAACACUCAAUUGAAUGAGCCUUUAUCAAGAAGCCAAGCACCAGAUAUUUUUACAGCUUUCAUCUUUUUCCUUUCAUGGGUCUUCGCAUUUACGUGCCAUCUUUUUAGUUGAUGUUCAGCACGGACGGGGUUGAAUUAUUCGUUGCCCACCAACCGUUUGUUGUUUUGUUGCUAUGGAACUUGUAAUGUCUAUUUAAUCCGUUCUUAUUAAGUUGUUAUCAUCGUACCACCCCCAACUGAAAAUGACAAUAUUUUUCUUCCGAAGAAGCUUUGCUAUCAAGUCACUUGUAACCAGUUCUCAUUUCCUCACGAGGGUAACUAGUUUUUGCACAAAGGCUCCAAGAAAUCUUCAGAAAGAAAAUGGAAGCAAGACUACAUCGACGCACUACUCUUCUGGGAUUCAACUUUCACCGUUGUUCAGUGACAGGACAUCCCAUUUUGGUGGCUAUGAUAUAGAGCUUGUGGACGAUGAUACUUGGAAGGUUUCAGCAGGUUUGGCACACGCGUGGCGUGGAUUGGAUGAUGAUAUGAAAGCAAGAUCUUCUGUGAACGCAAUUAACGAUGAUUCAACAUCUGUUGAGGAUGACAAUGAUUUUGAUGAGAUUGAUAAUUUGAGAAUUCGGGGUGAUCUUUUUUACAAACUUGAUAGGGAUUCCAAAGAAUUUGAAGAAUAUAGUUUUGAUUUCCACAGAAGGAAAUCUUCCAAGACAAGGGAUAAUAAAAAAGAAAGCGAAAAGAAGGAAACUUCAAAAGGAAAGAGUGAUCUUAAAGAAAGAAAAACAAAGGAAGCUUCAAAAAGAGAGAAUGAUGUUGGUGCUAAGGAAAGCAAAAAGAAGAUGAACCAACAUCAAGAUUAUGCCUCCAGUGAUAAAGAAUUACUCAAGGGUUUUGUGAUUAAAAGUAAUAUGGAGAGUUGUUAUGGGGAGAAAAAGAAGGUUAGGACUCCGACUUUUAAUCAGCUUACAGCUCCUUACCAUGAGCCGUUCUGUCUGGAUAUUUACAUAUCAAAAGCCUCUGUUCGAGCUUGCAUUAUACAUCGGGUUACUAGUAAAGUGGUUGCUGUGGCACAUUCUAUAUCGAAGGAUAUGAAAUUUGACCUGGGUUCAACUAGGAAUGCAGCUGCUUGUGCUGCAGUGGGAGGUAUUUUAGCUCAAAGGGCAUUGGCAGAUGACAUUCAUGACGUGGUUUACACGCCAAGAAAAGGGGAGAGGUUGGAAGGAAAGCUUCAGAUUGUACUUCAGUCAAUCAUUGAUAAUGGUGUUAAUGUGAAGGUGAAGCUCAAGCAGAAAAAGGCCAGGAAGGUUGCUUAUCCGUCUGCUUUCUAGAAAUAUUUGCCGUCUGUUUUGCUGUUUGAAGUACAUUAUUCAAGAUUACUCAGUAGAAAAAGCUACUUAGGCCGCUAUUAAAGAGUGUUAGACAAUAGGAACAGCCAAGAGAUUUCAACACAAUGUUCACUGAUGGGAAUUCCUCCUUAGAGAAAGGACUAUCUACUCCCAUUUGUUGUUGAUAUGGGCGCCAUAUUGUUGAAGCCUCACUAGCAAUCAUAUAUCUCUCUGUUAUUUAUCCACAAAUUGUGUUAUAUUGAAGUGGAAACUUCAAAUCGCACCUGCAAAUUAUUUUUCAUAUAAAGUUUUGCUCAGAUUCUAUUA
Messenger RNA from Mangifera indica (mango), 2836 nucleotides. RefSeq lists its product as uncharacterized. The transcript has a single exon. Gene Ontology annotation, cellular component: ribosome. Lineage: Eukaryota; Viridiplantae; Streptophyta; Magnoliopsida; Sapindales; Anacardiaceae. The record is from RefSeq and is a predicted model, not a curated record. Gene Ontology annotation, biological process: translation. Bases 1430 to 2512 code for a protein of 360 amino acids. Gene Ontology annotation, molecular function: structural constituent of ribosome; 5S rRNA binding.